Galleria mellonella (greater wax moth) is the source of this 1113-nucleotide messenger RNA. It is a transcript of the gene sta, whose product is annotated as 40S ribosomal protein SA. The coding region runs from base 176 to 1081 and encodes 301 amino acids. Gene Ontology annotation, biological process: cytoplasmic translation; ribosomal small subunit assembly. Gene Ontology annotation, molecular function: structural constituent of ribosome. Gene Ontology annotation, cellular component: cytosolic small ribosomal subunit; ribosome; 90S preribosome. The transcript is spliced from 7 exons. Lineage: Eukaryota; Metazoa; Arthropoda; Insecta; Lepidoptera; Pyralidae. The record is from RefSeq and is a predicted model, not a curated record.
GAUAAUAUUUUAAGACGCGGGUAACUAUCUUAAUCUACGGUAACGUUUCUUUGUUCUACUGUCACUGUCAGAUUGUAUGACAACCUGAUUGCGUUGACACAUUCCUAUUUCUUUUAGUCCAUUUCUCUCCCAGUGGCAUUACACGCGUUUAAUCGUAACUCAAAUAAACGCGACGAUGUCGGGAGGAUUAGAUAUAUUGGCCCUCAAUGAGGAGGAUGUCACUAAAAUGCUGGCGGCAACUACUCAUCUGGGCUCUGAAAAUGUCAACUUUCAGAUGGAGACAUAUGUGUAUAAACGGCGUACAGAUGGCACUCAUGUAAUCAACUUGCGUCGUACUUGGGAGAAACUUGUGUUGGCUGCCCGUGCUGUUGUUGCUAUUGAAAACCCAGCUGAUGUGUUCGUGAUUUCAUCACGGCCAUUUGGUCAGCGUGCUGUCCUCAAAUUUGCAGCACAUACAGGUGCAACACCUAUUGCUGGAAGAUUCACUCCUGGUGCCUUUACUAACCAGAUCCAAGCUGCUUUCCGAGAACCCCGUCUUCUUAUUGUCUUGGAUCCUGCUCAGGACCAUCAGCCUAUUACUGAGGCAUCCUAUGUUAAUAUUCCAGUUAUAGCAUUCUGCAACACUGACUCCCCCCUGCGAUUUGUUGAUAUUGCCAUUCCAUGCAACACCAAGUCAUCCCACUCCAUUGGUCUGAUGUGGUGGUUGCUAGCACGUGAGGUACUGAGGCUGCGUGGUGUUCUCCCACGUGACCAGCGCUGGGAUGUUGUUGUUGACCUGUUCUUCUACCGUGACCCUGAAGAGAGUGAGAAGGAGGAACAACAGGCUAAGGAACAGGCUGUUGUGGCUCCUAAGCCCGAAGUGGCUGCUGCUGUCCAUGAGGAUUGGAAUGAGCCUGUUGAGCCUGUCACCUCAUGGGCUGAAGAUUCUGCUCCAGCUGCAGCAGCACCCGCAUUCGGCGCCGCAGCAGCUCAGGAAGAUUGGGCAGCACAGGUUCAAGACGAGUGGGGAUCAGCUGCACCACCGCCUGCCGCUGCCACACCCUCAUGGGGGGGUUCUGCACAAGAUUGGAGCGCGGCUUAAAUGUAUCGACUAAUACAGUCUAAAAUAUAUAA